Drosophila eugracilis is the source of this 6379-nucleotide messenger RNA. It is a transcript of the gene CLIP-190, whose product is annotated as restin homolog. The transcript has 19 exons. Bases 828 to 6086 code for a protein of 1752 amino acids. The record is from RefSeq and is a predicted model, not a curated record. NCBI's taxonomy places the organism in Eukaryota, Metazoa, Arthropoda, Insecta, Diptera, Drosophilidae.
UCCCAGUGCAACAACAAGAUUCCAACGCAACGCUAACUAAUUGUGCAAAAAGUUCUAAAUUUAGUGUAAAAUAAAGCAAAACGCGUUGUUUUUUCUGAAUAGUUUUUCGCAGUACUGUGUACGCUAUAAGUGAGCAAUCAUUUUCUGUGUGCGCCUUACACACACCCCAAAACGAGUGCGUUUUUCGCGUCCCUUUCCCUCCCCCUAUUUCUUCCUCUUCUAUAACUGUGUCAAAUCAACAACAACAAUCAAAUAUAGAACAACGUUUGUUCGCCUGUGGUUGUGUGUGUGUUAAAUGCACAAAUUGAUAAGCAAUUUGAUUCAAUUUAAUCUAGUUUAAAUCUGUUGAAAUCAGUGCUAUCAGCAGCCAAAUAUAAAUUAUAAAUAUAUAAUUACUAAUCCAUAUAAAUAGAAUACCCUUGAGCGGUUUUGUGUGCGACUAAUUAAUUCAACACAUUUUUUCGGUUCCGCAUUUUUUUGAAAUUAUAACGAAGUUUCACCUAACAACAGCAACAACAAAAAGCGGUUUUUGUUUAUUUUUCAAGCUCAACGAAAAAAAGAAGAAAAGAAAUCCGCUUCCAAUCAGCUGUUCCAAACGGCCGCCUAAGUGCGAGUGAGAAAGCCUGCCUGCGCGCCAAAAUAAAACAACAAAAAAAGUGGUACAGUGGUUGAAAACCUAGCUAAAUUUUCUAAAUCAAUUUGUUCUAUAGUUAAUAAUAAAGGGUAAUUAAACGAGUUAUACUUUAAUUUGUUAAGUUUUUAAAUCGUUUACAUUUAAUACGCGUGUGUCUAGGAAGAAAAGUGAUAAUAUAACAAAAAAGUGAAAAAUGAGUGAUGAAACCAGCGAUACGGGCGGGGCCACUGCCCCUCUUCCAUCACCAGCAAAUGCAGAUCCAGACCCUGGACCAACUCCAUCCAAAUUACCGGGUCCAACGAGAUCCAAUAUUCCCACGCCCGCUGCUUCAAGUACUGGAAUACCGCAGCCCAGCAAAAUGAAGGCCCCCUCCAGUUUUGGUUCUACGGGUUCUGUUUCCAAAAUCGGAAGACCCUGCUGCAAUCACACAACCCCAAAAACGGGGCCACCACCCAGAGACACCGCCAGCAUGAGUCGUGAAAGCGAUGACAAUUUAAGUUCGAUCAAUUCGGCUUAUACAGAUCUCUAUCAAGAGACUGUCAGGCGCUUUACGCGAUCUUCGCUCUCACCCACAUCCGAUUGGGACCGCUUUUCGCCCGCUCGACGCUCGCUAAAAUCGGAGGCUGGAAGUCGCACAUCUUAUGAUUAUUAUCUAGAGGCCACUGGGCGACGUCGCAGCUCAGAUCACAACAGCGCCGUGCUGACAGCUAACACAGAGCAGUUCAUCAUUGGCCAGCGGGUUUGGCUUGGUGGCCUUCGUCCCGGACAGAUUGCCUACAUCGGAGAGACACAUUUUGCACCCGGCGAAUGGGCCGGUGUUGUUCUAGAUGAACCUAAUGGUAAAAACGAUGGCUGUGUCUCGGGCAAAAGAUACUUCCAGUGCGAGCCGAAACGCGGCAUUUUCUCACGCCUUACACGUCUUACCACAUAUCCAAUGUCCGGAGCUCAGACUCCGACCUCUCCAUUGGCCAAAAACUCACCGGACAGAUCUCGCACAGUCUCUCCAACUGCGAGUAUUCGCAGCUCUAUGCUUCGUAGUCCCGGAAUUGGUGGCAAAAACGGCAUGGCUGUGGGUGAUCGUGUGAUUGUCUCCUCUGGAUUUGGCAGUCGUCCGGGUAUCUUACGCUAUUUAGGAGAGACACAGUUUGCUCCUGGCAACUGGUGCGGCGUGGAAUUGGAUGAGCCUAGUGGCAAGAACGAUGGAGCUGUGGAUGACAUAAGAUACUUUGAGUGCAAACCCAAGUACGGAGUGUUUGUACCCAUAGCGAAGGUUUCGCUGUCGCCAUCGUCGAAGAAAACGCGACUUUCCAGGACAGGAUCACGGGAGUCCCUCACCUCGAUCGGCACCAUGAACAGCAUCGCCACCACGGCCACAUCGCGCAUGCGCAUGAAUGCUCAGCAGCGCAAGUCCAUCACGCCCGUUAAGCCAAUUUUAGCGACGCCGAAAAGCCAAUUUUCCAUGCAGGAUCUGCUGCGCGAGAAGCAACAACAUGUAGAGCAGCUGAUGGUGGAGCGGGACUUGGACCGCGAGGAUGCCCAGAAUCAGGCGCUGCAGCUUCAGAGGAACAUCAACGAGCUAAAAGCAAGAAUAGUUGAAUUGGAGUCGGCUUUGGGAGAUGAACGAAAGAAGUCGGAAGAGUUGCAAUUCUCGGUAGACGAAGCCCAGUUUUGUGGCGAUGAAAUGAAUGCUCAGUCCCAGGUCUACAGGGAAAAGAUCCACGAUCUAGAGUCAAAGAUCACACAGCUGGUAUCCGCCACGCCCAGUCUUCAGAGCAUGCCCCAACCGGUCCCGCCUCCUGAUGAUAGCGCCUUAAAGGAGGAACUUGCCAAACAGCUAGAACUUCUAAACACAGAGCGAAGGGAGACAGAGUUACGGAUUGCCGAGCAUCUGGAAGAGCAGAAGCGUUUGGAAGAAAAUGUAAAGUACCUGCAGGAACAGAAUGCUACUCUUCAGGCUGAAUUGGUUUCCAAGGAUGAGUCACUGGAGAAGUUCUCCCUUUCUGAAUGUGGUAUUGAAAACCUGCGAAAGGAGCUAACACUUCUUAAGGAGGAAAAUGAAAAGCAAGCGGAGGAAGCUCAGGCAGAUUUCGCCCGAAAACUGGCCGAAAAAUCCGAAGAGUUGGACAAAGUUACCUCUGAAUUGCAGAAGCUGAAAGCAGCCUCAGAUUCUCUAGAAAGCGAAAGGGUUAACAAGACCGAUGAAUGUGAAAUCCUUCAAACCGAAGUCAGGAUACGGGAUGAGCAAAUCAAGGAGCUAAGUCAACAACUCGAUGAGCUAACAACCCAAUUGAAUGUACAAAAAGCGGACAGUUCAGCUUUGGAUGAUAUGCUACGGCUGCAAAAGGCUGGUAGUGAAGAGAAAUCUAGUCUCCUUGAGAAAACCGAAAAGGAACUGAUUCAAUGUAAAGAAGAGGCUGCUAAAAAUCAACAGGAAAAAGAGAAACUUGAAAAGCAAUUAACAGAAAUAAAACAAUUAGCUGAGCAAGAAAAACUAGUCAGGGAAAAGGCUGAUACUGAAAUUAAUGAACUAAAAUUAAAAAAGGUAGCCAUCGAGCAGCAGUUGGCCCUUAAAGAUACCGAACUUAGGGAUUCCCAAAAGAAGCAAACUGAAACAGAGGCUCAUCUUGAGGAAAACAAAAAUCUGAAUGCCCAAAAAGAUUCGCAAUUAGUUGAGUCCAGCGAAUCCGUUAAGAAACUGCAACAGCAGCUGGAAGAGAAAAUCCAAGCCCAAGAAAAACUUCUAACUGACUUGGAAGAGCUUAAGAAAAAUCAGGAGACUGCCCUAAACCAAAAACAGCAGGAACUCCAUCAACUCCAAACCAAGUCAACUGAAACUGAAGCAUCUCUUGUCUCCACACAAAAGCAAUUGGAGCAACUUCAGCAACAGGCAACCGCAUCUGGCGAAGAGGGAUCCAAGAAUUUGGCCAAGUUACAAGAGGAGAUUAAUCAGCUUAAGAACCAGGCUGAGAAAACUCAGUCCGAAUUAAAAUCUACCCAAUCGGAUGUUGAAGUUAAAAACAAACAAUUGGCAUCAGCUAAUGAAAGUCUCGAGGAGGAAGCUAAAAAGUUGGCCAAUCUGCAGGAACAGAUCACCAAACUUAAAUCCCAAGUUGAAGAGACGGAGACAGCUCUCAGCUCAAGUCAUACGGAUUUGGAAUCUAAAACGAAGCAACUUGAGGCUGCUAAUGCAGCUCUGGAAAAGGUCAACAAGGACUACGCGGAAUCCCGAGCGGAGGCUUCACAUCUGCAAGAUCAGGUUAAGGAAAUCACCGAUACCUUACAUGCUGAACUACUGGCUGAACGAUCCUCUUCCAGUGAUCUUCACACUAAACUCUCCAAGUUUUCGGAAGAGUUAGCUACAGGCCAAAAAGAGUUGACCAGCAAGGCCGAUGCCUGGAGCCAAGAAAUGCUGCAGAAAGAGAAAGAACUUCUGGAGCUAAGGCAGCAGCUUCAAGAUAGCCAGGAUUCUCAAACCAAACUGAAAGCAGAGGGUGAAAGAAAAGAAAAGUCUCUGGAAGAAACCAUAAAGAAUCUUCAGGAACAAGUCACUAAGACUAAGUCGGAAAAUCAAGAACUAAGCAGUGGCUCGCAGGAGACAAUUAAGGACUUGCAAGAGCGAUUAGAAAUCACCAAUGCCGAGCUUCAGCAUAAGGAGAAAAUGGCCUCCGAAGAUGCACAGAAAAUAGCUGAUCUUAAAACUCUUGUAGAAGCCAUCCAAGUUGCCAAUGCAAACAUAUCAGCCACCAAUGCAGAGCUCUCGACGGUGUUGGAAGUCCUUCAGGCAGAGAAAAGCGAAACGAAUCAUAUAUUCGAGCUUUUUGAAAUGGAAGCGGAUAUGAAUUCAGAGCGGUUGAUUGAAAAACUCACUGGAAUGAAAGAUGAGCUGAAGGAAACACAUCUUCAACUGGAUGAGCGACAGACAAAGCUUCAAGAACUGGAGACAAAGCUAGAACAAACACAGCAGAGUGAACAGAAUUUGCAGCAAGAAUCUUUGACUUCCAAGGAACAACUAAAGGAACUACAACAGUCAUUGGUGGAGGUUCAAGAUAGUCUGAAGCAAAAAGAGGAACUUGUCCAGAACUUGGAGGCCAAACUGAAGGAAUCCAAUUCCGUUGUAGAAGGUCAAAUCACUUCGUCCCAGGAAAAUUUAGAAAAUAAAUUGAAAGACAGUAAUAUACAAUUAGAAAUCCAAAACGGUUCAUCAAAGGAAACUCAACUUAAGUUGGAGGAGGCCCGUGAGAGGGAGAAAAUCCUGCAGGAAGAGGCUGCCAAAUUAUCUGGUGAACUGCAGCAAGUACAACAGGCCAAUACCGAGGUGAAGGAUUCCCUAGUAAAAGUAGAAGAACUUGUGAAAGUUUUCGAAGAGAAACUCCAAGCAGCUAACUCCCAGCUGGAAGCUCAACAGGCCACAAACAAAGAACUCCAGGAGUUGUUGGUGAAGUCUCAAGAGAACGAAGGAAAUCUACAAGGCGAAUCGCUGGCAGUCACCGAGAAAUUGCGUCAGCUGGAACAAGCCAAUCAGGAACUUCAGGAGGGUCUAUCUGAAAAAGAUAAAAACUUAAAAUACCUUGAGGUUAAAAUUCAGGAAACUAAUUCUAUGUUGGAAGGUCAAAAGAAGAGCCACAACGAACUCCAGGAUAAGUUGGAACAGGCCCAGCAAAAGGAGAGAAGCCUACAAGAGGAAACCUCCAAGUUAGCAGAGCAACUGAGUCAACUUAAACUAACUAAUGCGGAGCUCCAAAAGUCCCUCCUUCAGAAAGAAUCCCUUUUGGAAAAGGGCAAUGAAUUCGACUCUCAACUGGCGGAGUAUCAGAAAGUCAUAGAUGAAAUGGAUGAUUCGGCCUCUGCUAAGACCAAGCUGCUGGAACAGCUUCAGAAUAGAGUUGUGGAACUGGAGGCCGCACUUCAUCAAGCCAACGAAGCUCAGAAGACUGCUUCUCUGGAGACUAAGGAACUGAGGCGCCAGCUGGAAUCGCUGGAGCUGGAGAAGUCCAGGGAGAUUUUGACCCUUAAGACUCAGAUGAAUGGAGCUGGCAGCAAGUCAGGACAGGGGGAUGAACUGGAGUCACUGGACACUGAGACAAGUCUAGCCAAGAUCAACUUCCUUAACUCAAUCAUUGCAGACAUGCAGCACAAGAAUGAUGCUCUGAAGGCCAAAGUGCAAACUCUAGAAACCUUGCCAAUGGAUUUCACCAAACCUCAUGCCUUCGAUGUGCUGACCAAGCGAAAACCGGCUCCCAGACUUUUCUGCGACAUCUGUGAUGAGUUUGAUCAACACGAGACUGAGGACUGUCCAAUUCAGGCUAGUGAGGAUCGGGACUACUCCCCACCACCAUCCGAGGCCAACAACAACGAAAAAGAACGCAAGCUGCCUGCGCCCAGGAAAUACUGCGAUUCCUGUGAGGUCUUUGGCCACGAUACGAGCGAAUGCGCCGAUGAUGAAACCUAUUAGCUCUAGAUAAAUUCUAAAUUAUUUUUCCAUUUUACUUUGUUUUGACUCUUAAGCAUAACCUUAUGGCGAGAUCGCGUAUCUAUCAGUUUUUUACCUCAGCAGAGCUUCACUCAAUCACACAAACUACAUUCUCUAUACAAAAUUGUGAUCUUGCGUUAUGCACACAUUCAUGGAUAAUAGCCUAUUUUAAAUUGUUUUUAUUUAUUUAAUGCGAUUAGUGGCAAACACACAAUCGGUUGUUUUCGUAAUUUUUGAGUGUAAACUAGUGUAAAAAUAAAAGCCAAAAUGUGGAA